AUCCAACCCAAACUUAUGCACAUUCCCUCCUCCCCCACUCAUUUGGAAGUUAAUAAGAGGGACCCUCCAGAGGCGCACAGGCACUGCGAUCACAAGACCUCCCCCCGUUUGAUGCCAAACAGAGCCACGAGCACCAAGGGAAUCAUGCCUGUGCCCAAGAAAGCAGGAGGAAAAAACGGAGCUGCUGCUGCACAAGAAAAGCUGCCGCCAUAUGAGCCAAACAUCCCUGAGCCGACCACCAGGGCUGACUUCAUGAAAUACUGGCUCCCGCUCUCUCUGGAUGAUAAAACUGCACAGAAGCUGUUGUGGAUUUCAGAGGCCGGGUCUAAAGUGGCUCGUACGUCUGAUGCAGUCUGCCCGUAUCCAAACAGGCCUGAGAGAUACGAGCACUCACCACAGGUGCUGACUAAAGAGGGUCUGCUGGGCCACCGGGGGUACUGGGAGGUGGACUACGACGGCUGGGUGGUGAUCGGGGUGGUCUGCGAGAGCGCGCCCCGCAAAGGCCAGGACGGUCCCUGCGGCCUCGGGGAGAACAACACCUCCUGGGGCGCCGGCUGGUCUGGCUCCUGCUACCAGGUCUGGCACAACAGCGAGAACGUGGACAUCCAGCUCCCCCUGUCGCCCACCAUGGGCGUCUACGUCGACCAGCCCGCCGGCAUCAUCAAGUUCCUCCUGGUGGAGGGGGAGGGCGAGAAGGAGGUGCGGCUGAUUCACAAGUUCAAGGCCAACGUCCAGGAGAAGCUUUUCCCCGGGUUCUGGGUCGGCACGAAUUCCUUCUGCCUUAUUCGGAAAAAGGAUCAGUGACAAAUCUGGGAGGUUGUUUAGCCUUGCAGGGUGGAGGGAUGGGGGGGUGGGGUAAGGGUAGGGGGGCAUGUAGUGUAAAUUUCCUCUGGGUGCAUGAAAAAACCAUCAUAUUAUAUCCAAAGAUGCCUAAUUGUUUUAUUAACUAUUAUUUAUCUAUUUAUGUAUUUUAUUAAUUUAGAAUCUCGGCAAAGUUGUGUAUGUUUUUAUUACACACGGGGCCCUGCAUGUUCCAGAGUGUGUUUAAUUUAGAGCCUUUUUUAUGUGCUGGAUGUAGUCAAUAAAUUCAGUUAUUGUGUAAUAA
Messenger RNA from Lates calcarifer (barramundi perch), 1105 nucleotides. RefSeq lists its product as uncharacterized. Lineage: Eukaryota; Metazoa; Chordata; Actinopteri; Centropomidae. The transcript has 5 exons. Gene Ontology annotation, molecular function: protein binding. Bases 16 to 804 code for a protein of 262 amino acids. The record is from RefSeq and is a predicted model, not a curated record.